Messenger RNA from Aaosphaeria arxii CBS 175.79, 1632 nucleotides. Its product is annotated as sugar transporter. Gene Ontology annotation, biological process: transmembrane transport; carbohydrate transport. Bases 1 to 1632 code for a protein of 543 amino acids. The transcript is spliced from 3 exons. Gene Ontology annotation, molecular function: carbohydrate:proton symporter activity. The record is from RefSeq and is a predicted model, not a curated record. Gene Ontology annotation, cellular component: membrane. Lineage: Eukaryota; Fungi; Ascomycota; Dothideomycetes; Pleosporales.
AUGGCGGUCGAAGUUCUCGAUGAGAAGACUGUUCCCGUCGAGCACACCGAGACGGUGAAGAGUAGCACCGAUGCUGAGUUCUUGCACAUGGGCAAAGAGGCCACCGAGUUCGAACAGAACAUCUCCCUCAGAGAUGCUAUUCGGUACUACCCCUGGUCGAUACUAUGGUCCGUCAUGCUGUCGUGCUCUAUCAUUAUGGAAGGAUAUGACAUCGUACUCAUUGGGAACCUUAUGGCCCAGCCAACGUUCCAAAAGCAAUAUGGGGGUUACUAUGGGGAGAAAUUGGGGUAUCAAAUCAGUGGUCCGUGGCAGGUUGGGAUGGGAUGUGCUACGGCAAUUGGGACGAUCGUCGGAGCUUUUGCGAAUGGAUGGUUGACGCAGAGAUUCGGAUAUCGAAGGACGCUUCUCGUUUCCAUCACCGCCAUCGCCGGCUUCAUCUUCAUCACAUUCUUCUCCCAGAACCUCCCCAUGCUCAUGGCUGGUCAGGUUCUCUGUGGUCUCCCUUGGGGCGUGUUUGCAACAAUGGCACCCGCCUAUGCCUCUGAGAUCUCCCCUAUCAAACUCAGGGGUUAUCUGGCCAACUACGUCUGUCUAUGCUGGGCUCUCGGUCAGCUCAUGGCCGCAGGCGUCUUGUCUGGCUUCUCUUCCAACACCACUCAAUGGGCCUACCGUCUUCCCUUCGCCGUUCAAUGGGUCUGGCCCAUCCCUCUCAUGAUCGCCUUGUGGUUCGCACCCGAGUCACCAUACUGGCUCGCCCGCAAAGGCCGUCACGAAGAAGCCGAAAAGACACUUCGACGCCUCACCUCCAAGGACUUCCCCUUCGACCACAGCAAGCUCCUCGCCAUGGUCAUCCACACCAACCGCGUCGAAGACGAAUCCGGCAUCGGCUCUAACUACCUCGACUGCUUUAAAGGCACUAACCUCCGCCGCACCGAAAUCGUCUGCCUCGUCUUCGUCGCCCAAAACACAACCGGCGUCGCCAUCGGCGGCACGCCCACCUACUUCUUCGUCCAAGCCGGCGUCAGCGCCGACGAGUCCUUCAAAUUCGCCACCGGCGCGCUCGGCCUCGCCUCCGUCGGCGUCCUCAUAUCCUGGUGGCUCAUCUCGCGGGUCGGGCGUCGCGCACUCUACGUAUGGUCGAGUCUCGCGCUCUCCGUCCUCCUCCUCCUCAUCGGCAUCACGGCGACCGUGUCCCAGAAUUCGCAGGCGAGCUUCGCGCAGGCGGGAAUGGUGCUCGCGUGGGAAAUCAUCUUCUACUCGACCAUCGGACCCGUGUGCUACGCCAUCAUCGGCGAGAUCCCCGCCGUCAGCGUGCGGUCGAAGUCGAUUUGCCUCGCGCGCAUCGCGUACUACAUCAGUCAGAUCUUCAAUAUGGUGGUUAGUCCGUAUAUGAUCAACCCGACUGAGGGCAACUGGAAGGGCAAGGUUGGGUAUUUCUGGGCUGGAACUUCCUUCGUCACUUUCUUGUGGGCGUUCUUUAGAUUGCCGGAGACGAAGGAUAGGUCGUUCGCUGAAAUCGACUAUCUCUUCACGACGAACACGAAGACAAGGCAGUUCUCGAAGACGCAGGUUAAUACGUUUGAUAAGGUUGAGGAGCGUGUUAAGCAUGUCAAUAAGGACGUUGAACAGUAG